Molecule: messenger RNA, 681 nt
Organism: Phaeodactylum tricornutum CCAP 1055/1
Lineage: Eukaryota; Bacillariophyta; Bacillariophyceae; Surirellales; Neidiaceae
Exons: 1
Coding region: 1-681 (226 amino acids)
Biological process (GO): mRNA splicing, via spliceosome
Cellular component (GO): U1 snRNP
Molecular function (GO): U1 snRNA binding
Source: RefSeq, a predicted model, not a curated record
AUGGCCUCCGCAAUUCUUCAACCGAAUAAUACAUUAUAUGUGAAGAAUUUGGAUUGGAAGGUCAAGAAGAAUCUGCUGAAACGAGCCUUAUACGCGCUGUUUACGAGAUACGGAAAAGUGUUGGAAGUAGUUGCCCUCCGUAAAGACGGCCUUCGUGGACAAGCGUUCGUAAUUUUCGAAGAUGUUCAAGCCGCAACUGCAGCCUUGCAAGCUUUGCAGGGUUUUCCAUUUUUCGGAAAAGAUGUUGCGCUCGAGUACGCUCGGGAAACAUCCGAUCGCAUCGCCAAGCGUGAUGGAUCUUAUGUUCCCAAGGCUAGAAGAAUAAAGAAAGCAUUGGAUCAAAACGAAACUGAUAGCUCCGAAGCAAACAAGCAAGACAAUCAUCAGGCCAAAGAAGAGUCUGCCGUGGCGCCUCCGGAAGGAGAUAUGCCGUCUCCGCAAGACACAGCUCCGCCUUCCAAAUAUCUUUUGGCACAGAAUUUGCCAAGCGAUUGCAACGAGAUGAUGUUGGGAAUGCUGUUCCGACAGUACUCGGGAUAUAAGGAAGUUCGUAUGCCGCGGCCUGGCCUCGCUUUUAUAGAAUUUGAAGACGAGCCGCAUGCCACGCUGGCACGCAAUGCAUUGAACGGAUUUAAACUGACAACAAGUGAAAGCUUGCAGCUAGGGUACGGAAAAGAGUAA